AUUAUUGCCAUAUCAACAAAGUCUCUUCAGUACAUAAACACUUCUGUUCAGACCAGGUGACAUCAUCGUCUGUCCUCUCUUCCAGGUGACCUCUGACCCCUGGCUGAUUUGAUGCUGAUUUUUCUUCUUGUAAUUUUACUUCAUAUGAAGUGAGAACCUUGAAGUGGCUCGAAUUCUUCUUCUGUGAAACAGUCCAGUGGAUAAAACGAUUCCAGGUCAAGGAUCAGGGGACAUUUCAUUUUUUUAGAAAUCGUUUCCCCUCAAGGUCCCACCACCGACUCAUGCAGCUCGUCUGUACCAAGGACCAGGUUCUGUGAACUGUUGGUCUGGUUCUGUUGAACUGAGUCGGCUAAAGACCAGCACUUGGACGACGCUGUGGUGGCUUCCCUAUUCAGCAGGCUGGGCGUGGCAUUAAAAUGCCUGAACUGCAUGACUUUCCCCCCCUGAGGGGUGAGGGAGGCCCUGACCUGGGUUUCGGUGGACCUGCAGACCCGGCUCAAAUUCAACACAGCAUCCUGGAGGAGCAGGUGGAGCUGUGGUGGUUCAGAGAUCCAGGGAAGUCUCUGCUCUGCUACUGCGUGGCCGUUCUUCUCAUUCUGGGCUGUGGCCUGGGGGGUGUCGGACUCCUCUCCACCACCACCAGCGUCUCGAGUGAAUGGCGGCUGGGCACGGGCACCGCCCUCUGCCUGCGCGCCCGGGGCGUCCUGCGGAAGCAGCUCCUGAGCUCGGCGGUGCAGGACAUGAACUGCGUUCGCAGCCGUCGGCGGAUCGACAUGCUGAAGAGCGGCGGUUUGUCGGACCUCCUGGUGGUUCUGAUCACCGGAGCGUCCCUGCUAAUCUGUGGGGGGGUUCUGCUCCAGCUGGCCCUGGUCAACCACAUGCCCAAGCCGGGGCAAGCCCUGAAUGACAUGUACAUCUCUGGAGUGGUGUUGCUGGCAGGAGGGGGCGCCGCAGUGGUAGGUGUCGUGAUUUACGCGGUUGUGGUGUUGCUGUUGGAGAGAACGAGGCACGGACGGAGGUUCGUGGACCAGGUGUUGAACAUAUUCACAGUGUCAGGGCGCAUGGAGCAGCAGGCCCGCAGAGAGACCACCUCCAGUCUGGCCAACCUGAUAUAAAGAAGUGACCACACACAGAAUGUUGGACACGUCGUACCAGAUUAUUUAUCCUCUGCUACUGUACUACUACUACUACUGCGAUUAUUACUACUACGACAUUAAUCCACUUACUACAACAUUUAUUAAUAAUAAUAAUAAUUUUUUCACUCCAGUUUGAGACAUCUGUGACAUUUUGGGUUUGUGAAACAGUACAUCUGUCAAACAAUUCAAAUUUUUUAUCUGAUAAAUUACAGUAAAGCUGUGCAUUAACCGAUUAAUCAUGAUUAAUCGUGACUAAUCACGAUUAAUUGUAUGGUAUUUUACACUAGACAUCUCCAGUGUUUGUGACGGUGGGAUUAUUAAACUGCACAUCACACAAACCAAUCAUUAAAAAAAUGGUUAGAAAUGUAAUGAAUUUCCACUAAUAUGAUUAACGCAUUAAUUCUGAGAACGUUAUAAAAGGUUUUAGUUUCUGAAUGUACGGUAAAAUGUUUCUAUGAACACAUGGGAAAUAUACAGAGAAAAAAAUCUGUUUCCAUUUCCGCUGCAACAUGAGGGGUUAAUAAAAGCACAUUUAAUGACCGAAUGAGAGUUGAACAAAAUAAAAUAAAAUCAGUGUGAAAUGAGAAGCUGUGAACAAAUAAACUUAACAUCAAUAAAUACAGAAAAAAGCACAUGAAGUAAAAUAGGUCAUUUACACACCUGUGUGCGUGUGUGUGUGUAUAAUUAACCUAAUGAUCGUUGUACUAUUACAAACCCCACGACAUACAACUAUCUGAACACGGCUUUUAUCAAAGACAGCAUGGGCACCAGCUGACAAUGUAAAUAAUAUUCACAGACCAGAAAAUAUAUUGGGAAAUAUACCUUGAACAGUUCCUUCAUUUGUAUUUCUUAUCGUAUCAUUUCCUCUUUUUCACCGUUUCCUCCGACUCAUGAAUAUAUGCAGUGGAUGAUUUGACUGUGGAUUAAAUUGAUUUUUGGAUUUAAAAAAAAAAAAAAGUAGUUUGGCUUGGGGGGAGAAAAACAACUUUGUCCUCGGCUCAGUAAAAUGACAUAUUAUUGUAAUAAUCCAUGCAGUGAGACCGUGGUGUCAGAGACGGAUCGUCCACAUGUUAAUGUAAUACUGGGAUUUGUGUUGGGAGAAUUAUAACAGAGCACUUUAUAUAUGAAUACGUGUGUAUAAUUGUCAGUUUUGUACAUGGACACAGUAUUUAUGCAGCACCUUUGUUGUUGUUUUUUUUUUUUUUUUAAUUCCAUUUACUUUCCUCUCUAUGAUGCUAUAUUUAACUCCAUCUAGUGGCUGUGUUUUUAUGAAUGGACAAUUGUGAAAAAUGUUUGUCUGUAAUUUUCUUUUUUUUAUAAAUUGAAUCUCAUUGUUCUUAUAAACAGCGUGUCACCAAGCAAUAAACUCUGAAGAAACAAUU
This is a messenger RNA of Cynoglossus semilaevis (tongue sole), 2518 nucleotides long. It is a transcript of the gene tmem125a, whose product is annotated as transmembrane protein 125a. The transcript has 2 exons. Bases 417 to 1115 code for a protein of 232 amino acids. The record is from RefSeq and is a predicted model, not a curated record. NCBI's taxonomy places the organism in Eukaryota, Metazoa, Chordata, Actinopteri, Pleuronectiformes, Cynoglossidae.